This is a messenger RNA of Vespa velutina, 2749 nucleotides long. It is a transcript of the gene Naa40, whose product is annotated as N-alpha-acetyltransferase 40. Gene Ontology annotation, molecular function: histone H2A acetyltransferase activity; histone H4 acetyltransferase activity; protein N-terminal-serine acetyltransferase activity. Gene Ontology annotation, cellular component: nucleus. The transcript is spliced from 4 exons. Lineage: Eukaryota; Metazoa; Arthropoda; Insecta; Hymenoptera; Vespidae. The record is from RefSeq and is a predicted model, not a curated record. The coding region runs from base 1889 to 2509 and encodes 206 amino acids.
AUUUCAUUGGAGUAUAUUUGCUCCACGAUUUUACUUUUAUUUACAUAUAAUUAAAAGUAUGAAAGUAACAAUUUAACAAUCCAUAACAUUGUUCUAGUAAAAACUAUUUUUUCAUUUAUUCAAGUAUUUCUGAAGACUAUUUUUAUUUUGCAUAAUAAAAAGAAAAGAUUGUGUAUAUAAAGGAUAUAGUAACAAAUUAAGCAUAAAUAUUGGUGCUGCAAUUAUUUUUUACUUUUUUAAUAUCUCAUUUUUUUUGUAUAACUAUCACACGAAAUGUUUUAUCUGAUGUAAAUAUUGAGUAAAUUUAUAGAUACCAGAUUAUUAAAGUAAAAAUAGAUAUACCACAUAGUAGCACCAAUAUCUAAAUCUUGUGAAGCACCAACUAGCACCACCAUAUAAAACAAAUUUAAUAUUGUCCAUCUUUAAAUCACGCAUUUAGACCAAAUAACUUUAAAGCAUUGAAAGCAGUAGCUAAAGCAACUUCUUCUGGAGUUGUUUGCAUAAAAGCUGCUACCAUUUCGACUAUAGCUGGCAAGGCACAUGGCUCAUUGCGUUGAAAAGUGCAAUAACGAUGAAGAAAAGUCAUGGAUCGUUCAGUUAAAGCAUCCUUAACGCGUACAGGUAAUUUACUAGCUCUAGUAUUAGGAUACAUAAAUGGGGCAUCAGUUUCAACUAAUAUUUUAUCUAAUGGUGCCUGACCUGCUUCUAACAAUUGUCUUAUACCACUAUCUGACUUAUCUUUACAUAAGUAGCCUGUUAUUCCUAAAUAAAAUCCUUGAUCUAAAUAAAUUUGUGCUUCCUCUGCUGUUCCAAUAAAAGAAUGAAUUAAAACUGGUGGCAAACGAUUUUUAUAAUGACUAAGAACUUCCAAUACAUCGGCCUGUGCUGCUCUUUCGUGUAUUAUAAGUGGUUUAUUUAAUUGACAUGCCAGCUCUACUUGUUUAUGAAAGACAGUACGUUGUGUCUCAGGAUCAGAAAAAUCACGAUUAUAAUCUAAACCACAUUCUCCAAUCGCAACGCAUUCUGGAUUUGUAGCUAUGCUUUCAAGUUCUUGUAAAGUAUCUGGAUUUUCCCAUGAUUUUGCAUCAUGUGGAUGUACACCAGCAGUUGAAUAAAGAGUACCAGGAUAUAUUCUUGUCAGUCUUAAAGCCUCUUUACUAGAACGAAUGCUUGCACCUGUAACCAUGAUCUUCUGGACUCCUGCAUCUUUAGCUCUUUGUAUUACGCUAUCUAAAUCUCGACUGUAUUUCUUAUUUGUAAGAUUGGCACCAACAUCAACAAUAAUAUAGUUUUCGUAACAUCGAGUCAUAGCUGAGGAAAUAGCAUUUUCCUCUGAAUUUGAACUAGCAGCAUUUUCUGCCAUUGUUUGUUAUUUAAUUAAGAAUGCCUGAAACAAUUUAAAGAGAUAUUCGUAUAGUAAUCGGUAUUAGUAAUAAAAAUAGGUCUAUCUGCAACUGCAUUAUAUCAUUAUGUUGAUAAAAUAAACAUAAAUUUUCUUAACCUAUAACAAAACACACAUCUCUCUUUCGAAGUAAUAGAAAAAAAUGUGAAAUCUGCAAAUAUUUCUUAUAAAAUAAUAUAGUAUUUCUAAAUUACUUGCAAUUAAUUUUAACAACUGGAUUAAAACUUAUAUAUCAUACUUUGGCAAUGUUAAUGAAAUCUCACGUAACUACUUCUCUUUAACUGUUUAAUUAAUACUGAUAAUAAUAUAUCUUGUCGUAAAACGUGUGAAUUUUUAUUACACGAACCUUUUUGUUUCUUUUUAUAUUAUAAAAUAACUAAAUGAACGAAACUGCCAGUAUCAAUUACAAUAUGUUCACUUCGACAUUAUUGAUAUCACAAAACUUCGAAGACGUUACAUUUUCAAGAGAACAGGCCAACAGCAAAAAUGAAACGACGUUCAAAAGUACAAAAACUAGCACGUGCUAAAUGUAUUAUAAAUAAAGCUAAUUCUAUGAAAGAUCCAUUUCAAAUGAUUGAAAUGUAUCAUACGUAUGUAGGAAAAAACGAAUAUAUUGUAAAUUUAACUUGUGUUAAGGCUAAAGAAGCAUCAUCUGAAUGUCGGCUUUGGAUAUUCGACAUUAUGGAAAGAAAUAUGAAAAAUUUGUAUGAACAGUCUAGUUGGGGAUGGGAUGCAAUUGCUAAACAGAAAGAAUUAACAGAACCAACAGCUUGGUAUUUGAUAGCAUCUUGUAGUAACAAAUUUAUAGGAUUUUCUCAUUUUCGUUUUGACAUAGAUUACAAAGUUGAAGUGCUAUAUUGUUAUGAGUUACAAUUAGAAGAAUCAGCAAGAGGCAAAGGCCUUGGUCGUUUUAUGAUGCAAGCUCUUGAAUCUAUGGCAUCAAAACAUAAAAUGCAAAAAGUAGUAUUAACAGUAUUAAAAAAUAAUCUACCAGCAUUACAGUUCUUCUACACGCUUGGUUUCAAACUGGACAACACUAGCCCGCUGGAGUCAGAGAAGAAAGAUUAUAUUAUUUUAAGUAAACAGGUUAUAAUUCCUGCCUCGUGAAAACAUUUUCUACAAUAAAUAUGCUUUCAUUUUAAUAUUGUGUUUUAUGAAAUAAAAUAGAUAAUAUUUCGUUCGGACAUAAAGUAACAAUCGAUGAUUUAAGAAAUGAGCCAACAUCAUAAAAUGUAAGAGGAGCUUUACUAAUUGUCAUAUCUUUCAAAUAGUUUAGGAAUGAUACAUCGAUUUUUCCCGAAUUGGAGAUAUUAAAUUGUUGCAAAUAAGCCUCUGAUCGCCAACAAA